AUGUGGUUCAAAGCUGCCAUCAUGGAGACCGUUCUUGUCAUCGGAGCUACUGGAAAUAUCGGCGUCUCUGCUGUUACCGCUGCCUUGCGCUCCAAGCGCAAUGUUCUGGCUGUUGUCCGAAACCAGAGCUCGGCGGACAAACUCGUAAGGUACAUUGGGUCAUCGAAUGGAAUCACUUUCGCCGAAGCCAAUGUUCUGUCGGACUCGGGGGUCAAGGGUGUCGUCGACCAAGUCCGAGAGGGAAAGCUCCCGGCUUUCCAGCAUGUCUUUUCAAGCGUUGGCGGCGAGUACACUACAACUCCACUUCCCCAGAUCACCACCGCCCAGCUACGCAAGAAUUUUAACAUCUCAUUUGAAGCAAAUUUCUUUGCCUACAGAGAUACGAUUGAGUAUCUGCUGGAACAGAAGAACCCUGCUAGCACAUGGACGAUUUGUACCGGGUCACAAGGUGACUUGGCAACUCACCCGGUGCCGGCCAUGACGCAAGGCGCCUUGUUUCCCAUGACUACUGCCGCUGCACGUGAGAACGAGUCCACGAAUGUCCGUUUCAAUGAGAUCUACCUUGGAUUCCGCGUCGAGACAGAUGACCUUGCUGUGGAGCAUGGGGUAACGAAGGCAUCGGACUUUGGCAAUGUCUAUGAGAUGAUCCUGGCCAAUCCCGAAGUCCGUAGCUCACGCGUACGGGUCGACGAUGUUGAUGAUCUCAAGAAGCUAAAGUACCAGAAAAAAUUCUAG
This is a messenger RNA of Penicillium coprophilum, 735 nucleotides long. RefSeq lists its product as uncharacterized. The coding region runs from base 1 to 735 and encodes 244 amino acids. Lineage: Eukaryota; Fungi; Ascomycota; Eurotiomycetes; Eurotiales; Aspergillaceae. The record is from RefSeq and is a predicted model, not a curated record. The transcript has 3 exons.